Molecule: messenger RNA, 1762 nt
Organism: Cervus elaphus (red deer)
Lineage: Eukaryota; Metazoa; Chordata; Mammalia; Artiodactyla; Cervidae
Gene: RHBDD3
Product: rhomboid domain containing 3
Exons: 6
Coding region: 471-1631 (386 amino acids)
Cellular component (GO): membrane
Molecular function (GO): serine-type endopeptidase activity; protein binding
Source: RefSeq, a predicted model, not a curated record
AGGGUGCAGGAGGAUAGCAGUGCCGCAAGGCUGACACCAGCCUGGCUUCUUGGAAUCAACCCGAUCUCCCUAGGUGGAGGCCCAGGUCCUGCAAAGGGCAGGGCUCAUUCAAAUCCUUGAGAGGGACCUGGAACAAAGCUACUGUCUUUCUUUUCAACGAACACAUACAAAGCAGGAGCUCUGUGCUAGGAGCACCCUGGGAAACUUGGCCGUGAGUGAGAGGAGCAUCCCUCCUCCCCCAGUUCAGAUCACCUGCCUAGAAAACUGGCCAAGCGGUACUCAUUAGAUAGGGUAGGCUCCAUGAUGGUGGGGGCGAGGGGCGCUUUGAGCUGGGCUUCAGAGGAUGAGUAGGAGUUUGCUGUUGGCGAAAUGGAGCGAAAGACAUUGCAGGCAGAGUUUUCCAUAUUUUUUCUGCAAGAGAGUGGCAGCACACAGUCCCACGGCCACCUUUGAGCACCUUCAGCCGAGUUAUGCAUGCCAGAGGCCCCCCUGGCCUCCUGACCCCGGCGCUGCCUCUCGCUUCCUCUGUCCUGAUGCUGCUAAUGAGCGCCCUGUGGCUGUUGGGGGCCGGCCCCAGCCUCGUCCUGGCCCCAGAGCUGCUGCUGGACCCUAGGCAGGCGCACCGGCUGCUCACACAUGCCCUGGGCCACACGGCCCUCCCCGGCCUGCUGCUCAGCCUGCUGCUCCUGCCCACGCUGGGCUGGCAGCAGGAGCGCCACCUGGGCACACUGCGGUUCCUGCAUGCCUCCAGCCUGCUCGCGCUGGCCUCCGGGCUGCUGGCGGUGCUGCUGGCAGGCCUCGGGCUGUCCGGUGCAGCCGGGGGCUGCGGGUACAUGCCCGUCCACCUGGCCAUGCUGGCAGGACAGGGUUCUCGCCCUCGACGGCCCCGGGGGGCCCUGCCAGCGUGGCUCCUGCCUUGGCUGCUGCUCGCCCUGACACCACUGCUCAGCUCCGAGCCACCCUUCCUGCAGCUCUUCUGUGGCCUCCUCGCCGGCCUGGCCUACGCGGCCGGGGCCUUCCGGUGGCUGGAGCUCUCGGAGUGGCGACUGCAGGCGCUGCAGGAGGGUGUCCUAUGCAGGGCCCUGGCGGGGUGCUGGCCGCUCCAGCUCCUCCCCGCCCCAGGUGGCCCAGCUGAGCUGCCUGUCGCCCAUCCCGCCGGAGUGAGGCCCCCCACCCCUGGACCUCCCCACAUGGCCUCCCCUAGCCUCUGGCCCCUCAGUGAAGGCUCAGUCCCGAUCCCGCCGGGCCUGAGGCCUGUGCAGCCGCUCUGGGAGGGCUCCUCAGAGGCUGGACUGGCCUGGUCUGGGCCCGGCUUUCCCCCGGGGACCCCACUGUGGGCAGCCCUGGACCAGCAGAUGCUACAGGAGGGGAUCGAGGCCUCGCUGCUUGAGGGCCCAGCCCAGGGCCCCGACAGCCCACUCUGGCUACCUAAGUCCUCCGUCUCCUCUCUGCGGCUGCAGCAGCUGGAACGCAUGGGCUUCCCCACGGAGCAGGCGGUGGUGGCCCUGGCGGCCACGGGCCGAGUGGAGGGGGCUGUUGCACUGCUGGUCGGCGGGGAGGUGGGCACCGAGGCGCUGGUGACUCAGGGGAGGGGAGGGCCUGCCCACCCUGAGGGUCCUGGGCCCCCCUAGCACAGGCAGGCCCUCAGGUGAGAAGAGCCCUAGCCCUGUCUGCUGAGAGUCAGGAGGGGGUCUGGGGUAGCCCCCCAGCACCCUGCCCCGGUACUGUUCAGAAUAAAACCCAGUUCACUUUUCAGCCUGGA